AUGAACGGGCCGGCAUCCGAGAGUCCAUCCUCCACACGUAGUAAGGAUCAGAUCUCAACGAUACGAAUGGAGUCGCCCGGUUCCGAAUCACCUCGUUCGAUCCGUGAUAACCACAAAGGUAGUGGAAACUUGCGUGGUGGUGGUCUUCAGAAGAUCUACGUCACCCAAAAACCGAGUAUGAAGCGAUACAAAUCAAAAUUGGACCGACGGCUUGGUAUGUGCAUCUUCGGUUGCUUUGUCACCAUCGCAUCUAUUUUAUGCAUCUAUGGAAUGAUGCAUAAAAGUGUACACGACGAACUCACAACAUACGUGAACAGGACACAUCAAAUAGCGAAGGAAUUGAAAAAUGCGAUGGACGAGAACUACCCGAAGGACAACCAAAGCAACAUCGACAAGCAUGGACGGCAGUGGAUGACUGUUGAAGAACUUGAGGACAAUGCAGCCUUGAUCAGAGAGACAAAUUCAACAAUUUGGAGUUUGUUUUGGUGGAAUCUGAUCCUAGCAGUUGCUCUCAUACCAAUUCUCGUUGUGGUACACUGUGACGCGGUGGAGGGAAAUCUUGCAAAACUGAUUUACAGAGGUAUUCUUGUCGGUUGCCUAAUUUUCUGCAUUGCUCAAUUCCUGUACUUAAUUCAUCCGUUACUAUGGGGAGCUGCUAAAUUCCCGGGCAUGGUUGACAGAUUAUUCGUGGAAGCGUACCCUCGCGACGAAUAUCAGAUCAACACUCUCAAGGAGCGAUUCGCUUGCGAGUUCCAAACACACGAACUACUGGUGCAAUUUGAUUUACAGCAACCAUGCAUUCCGAAGAUGAAGAAUUCACUUUUUCCCACCUACACAGUACUGCUGUUGAUAUUCAUCGACAUUCUACCGUUCUUGUAUGCUCUCUUCACUUAUGCGUGGGAUGCUUGGAUCAAGAACAGUAAACUGUUCAGAAAUGCACGAAAAAGAGUAGAGCUCAACAAUUCUAGAAGGGUUCCUUUUCCGAAAAACAACAACUACGAACCGCCACCAAGACUUACACCGAAAACUGCCAACUCAACCACUGUCAAGGAAUUGCCGGGUGAACUCGUUUAA
This is a messenger RNA of Necator americanus (New World hookworm), 1074 nucleotides long. RefSeq lists its product as uncharacterized. Bases 1 to 1074 code for a protein of 357 amino acids. The transcript is spliced from 10 exons. NCBI's taxonomy places the organism in Eukaryota, Metazoa, Nematoda, Chromadorea, Rhabditida, Ancylostomatidae. The record is from RefSeq and is a predicted model, not a curated record.